This is a messenger RNA of Lasiosphaeria miniovina, 516 nucleotides long. Its product is annotated as DUF1715 domain-containing protein. The transcript has 2 exons. Bases 1 to 516 code for a protein of 171 amino acids. The record is from RefSeq and is a predicted model, not a curated record. NCBI's taxonomy places the organism in Eukaryota, Fungi, Ascomycota, Sordariomycetes, Sordariales, Lasiosphaeriaceae.
AUGGCUGAGGACCCCUUUGACGACGUUCUCAACCUGGAAGAGCAGUUCUACCAAGAAGGCUACAAAGAGGGCCAGGCAGACGGCAUCCGGGCUGGGAGAGCAGAGGGGCGCUCACUGGGCCUCGAGAAGGGGUUCCUAAAGUUUGUCGAGAGCGGCACGUUGUACGGCAGGGCUAUAGUUUGGGCAAACCAGCUGCCCAGGACAAGCGGCAUGGGCGCCACAGAGAAGGCAGCAAGCAAGCCCGCACAGGACGAAACUAAGAGCCGGCAACUCCCGCCCCUCCCAAGAAACCCGAGGCUGGAGAAGCACAUCACCACUCUGUACGCCCUCGUCGAAGCCGAGAGCUUAUCGACAGAAAACACAGAUGAAGCAGUCAACGACUUUGAUGACAGGUUAAAGAGAGCCCAUGGAAAGGCAAAGAUAAUCGAGAAGAUGGUCGGGGGAGGGGACAGGAACAGGCUCCAAGAGACCGCAAGCUCCGGCAAACCAAAAACCGAACGAACCAACAGCAUCUGA